UCCACCCGAUAUCCAUCACCGUCAACCGCCAGCAUCGUCCAGCCCUGGGUUCUCAAUUCUCAAACCAAGCUUCGUCCUCCACCGGUCCCUCCAUCGCUCAGAUUAGAACUAUGGCUUCUCAGGAGAUCAUCGACGAUGCUAUCAACGGCCACCAGGUCACUAUCUUUUCCAAGACGUAUUGCCCGUACUGCAAGCGUGCCAAGGGCCUCUUCGCCCAAGAGUAUAAGGAUGCUGAGGUCAAGAUCCUCGAGCUCGAUGAGUUGGAAGAGGGAAGCGCCAUCCAGGACGCCCUCGAGAAGAUGACCGGGCAGAGGUCGGUCCCCAACAUCUUCAUCAACAAGAAGCACGUUGGCGGUUGCGACAAGGUUGUAUCUUUGCACAGCCAGGGCAAGGUUUCUGGUCUUCUCAGCGCUUAGAAUCCCGUGCCUCUCGUCGUAGAAGAUAAGUGAAUGAAGUGUAUCGAGUCUGUAUUUGUGGCAUAUGGCGGACGUCCGCCUAUAUGAACAUAGAACUAAAUUAUGCAUGUUCAUUCAAGAUGCACAGGCGUCCCCGUUGCGGGCCCAGGAGCUUAAGCUCGCUCGGUAUGG
Stereum hirsutum FP-91666 SS1 is the source of this 587-nucleotide messenger RNA. RefSeq names its product glutaredoxin. Gene Ontology annotation, cellular component: cytoplasm. Gene Ontology annotation, molecular function: glutathione disulfide oxidoreductase activity. The record is from RefSeq and is a predicted model, not a curated record. The coding region runs from base 111 to 416 and encodes 101 amino acids. Lineage: Eukaryota; Fungi; Basidiomycota; Agaricomycetes; Russulales; Stereaceae. The transcript has 5 exons. Gene Ontology annotation, biological process: cellular response to oxidative stress.